AAUCUAAGUGUGUUUUUUUGUAGUUUUUUUUUUGCAUACAACUUUUUGUAAUAAAAGAAGAAGAAAAUCGCUGAUCACUCUUUAACUUUUAAAAGAAGUUCGAGAAAUUUUUGUGUGCUGCGUUUGAAAGUGUCAGUGUAAAUGAAACAUUGAUACCGAUCGGAAGGACAAAUUGCAGCUAGUGCUCUUGUGCUUGAAGAUCAAUUUUAUAAAAUUGUUUCGUUUAUAUUAAAAAAAAAUAAAUAAAUAAAAUAUAUAAAAUAAAAAAUACAUAUAAAUAAGUGUGUUAUAACGUUAAAAGAAAUCAGUUUAUAACUAUUUUCUCAACAAACACAAAAUAUAUAGUUCAAGUGUAAACGAAUUAAAUAAACGAAAAAAGAUUUGUUUUUAAAAACGAAUCAAUUUUUUUAAAAAAAACAGUUCAAAUAUGGCGAAACUAUUUGUAGUUUUUGCCGUUUUAGCUGUGGCUGUUACAGCAGCUACUGCCUCAAAUUCUGAACGUGUCAAACGUCAAGCAUCCACAGAAGAGCCUAAGAAAGAAGAAUCUUUCGAAAAGGAAUUGUGUAAAGAUAAAGAUGCCGGCGAAUGGUUCCGUUUGGUAGCCGGUGAAGGUGAUAACUGUCGUGAUGUUAUCCAAUGUACCUCAUCUGGUCUCCAAGCCAUCCGUUGUCCCGCUGGUUUGUACUUCGAUAUUGAGAAGCAAACUUGUGAUUGGAAAGAAGCCGUUAAGAAUUGUAAAUUCAAGAACAAGGAACGUCGUGUCAAGCCAUUGUUGCACACCGAUGAACCCUUGUGUCAAGAUGGUUUCUUAGCUUGCGGUGAUGGUAACUGUAUUGAACGUGGUCUUUUCUGUAACGGUGAAAAGGAUUGUUCCGAUGGUUCCGAUGAAAACUCUUGUGAUAUUGAUAACGAUCCCAACCGUGCUCCUCCUUGUGAUCCUGCCGUUUGUGUGUUGCCCGAUUGUUUCUGUUCUGAAGAUGGUACCGCCAUUCCCGGUGACUUGCCCGCCAAGGAUGUUCCCAUGAUGAUCACCAUCACUUUUGAUGAUGCCAUCAAUAACAACAACAUUGAAUUGUACAAGGAAAUGUUCAAGGGCCGUAAGAAUCCCAAUGGUUGCGACAUUAAGGCCACCUAUUUCAUUUCUCACAAAUACACCAACUACUCUGCCGUACAAGAAACCCAUCGUAAGGGUCAUGAAGUUGCUGUCCACUCUAUCACCCAUAAUGACGAAGAACGUUUCUGGUCCAAUGCCACCGUCGAUGACUGGGCUAAGGAAAUGGCUGGUAUGCGUAUCAUUAUGGAAAAAUUCUCCAACAUUACCGAUAACUCGGUUGUAGGUGUCCGUGCUCCUUACUUGCGUGUUGGUGGCAACAAUCAAUUCACCAUGAUGGAAGAACAAGCUUUCUUAUACGACUCCACCAUCACCGCUCCCCUGUCCAAUCCUCCACUAUGGCCCUACACCAUGUACUUCCGUAUGCCCCAUCGCUGUCACGGUAACUUGCAAAGCUGCCCCACUCGUUCUCAUGCCGUUUGGGAAAUGGUCAUGAAUGAAUUGGAUCGUCGUGAGGACCCUGCCAAUGAUGAAUACUUGCCCGGUUGCGCCAUGGUUGAUUCCUGCUCCAACAUCUUGACCGGUGAUCAGUUCUACAACUUCUUGAAUCACAAUUUCGAUCGCCAUUACGAUCAAAAUCGUGCUCCUCUCGGUUUGUACUUCCAUGCCGCUUGGUUGAAGAACAAUCCCGAAUUCUUGGAUGCCUUCUUGUACUGGAUCGAUGAAAUUUUGGCCAACCACAAUGAUGUUUACUUUGUCACCAUGACCCAAGUUAUCCAAUGGAUGCAAAAUCCACGCACCGUCAGUGAAGUCAAGAACUUCGAACCCUGGAGGGAGAAGUGUACCGUCGAAGGCAAGCCUUCCUGUUGGGUACCCAAUGCCUGCAAGCUUACCUCCAAGGAACUGCCCGGAGAAACCGUCAAUCUCCAGACCUGCGUAAGAUGUCCCAACAAUUACCCCUGGGUUAACGAUCCUACCGGUGAUGGUUUCUUCUAAGUCAAACAAAAAAACCAACAACAAAAGCCUUAAAUCUUAAACUUUAAGCGCAAAAAUUUCUCUAAUUUAAACAAAACAAAAAAACAACUGCCUACUUCUUUUUCUCUCAAGUUGCAAAAUUUUAUUUCUGCUUAUCUCGUAAUUGUUGAAUUUAUGUUUGCUUCUUUUAAUUUUUCCAAACAUUCACUUGUAAAUAUAUAUUUUUUUUAUUAUCAAAUAUUUUGAAAUUUCUCCCUCGUUUAUAUAUUUUUUAGUUUUUGCUUAUUUCUCCGUUUACUACUUCUUUUUUUUAUUAUUGUUACAAAAUGAAAAUUUUAUUUUUCACCUUGCAAGACUUUCUUUAGUUGCGUCUUUUAAACUUUUUGUUUUUAUCAAAGUUUAAAAGUCAUUGCUGUGUUAAUUAUACAUUAUUAAAAAAAAAACAUGAAUUAAAACAAAUUUAUUUCGUUGAAAAGGAAAAAAAAACAACUAAAACGAACAAAUGUUUUUCUUUUGUAAUUUGUAGAAUAUUAUGUUAUUUGUAACGUACUAUAUUUAAAUAUAUAUAUUUUUUUUAUAAUAAAUACAUAUUGUAUCGUUCAAUUUAUAUAAAUUAAGAAAAAAAAUAUUAAAAAAAAACAACAAUAUAAAUUGUAAUUAUACAACACAUUAAACAAACACAAACAAACAAAAAAAAAUUAAAUAAAAAAUUGAAAAACAAAAAAA
This is a messenger RNA of Calliphora vicina (urban bluebottle blowfly), 2752 nucleotides long. RefSeq names its product chitin deacetylase-like protein serp (gene serp). Lineage: Eukaryota; Metazoa; Arthropoda; Insecta; Diptera; Calliphoridae. The coding region runs from base 428 to 2047 and encodes 539 amino acids. The record is from RefSeq and is a predicted model, not a curated record. Gene Ontology annotation, biological process: carbohydrate metabolic process. Gene Ontology annotation, molecular function: hydrolase activity, acting on carbon-nitrogen (but not peptide) bonds; protein binding; chitin binding. The transcript is spliced from 5 exons. Gene Ontology annotation, cellular component: extracellular region.